This is a messenger RNA of Alosa alosa (allis shad), 792 nucleotides long. RefSeq names its product crystallin beta gamma X (gene crybgx). The record is from RefSeq and is a predicted model, not a curated record. Gene Ontology annotation, biological process: visual perception; lens development in camera-type eye. The transcript is spliced from 6 exons. Gene Ontology annotation, molecular function: structural constituent of eye lens. Bases 21 to 644 code for a protein of 207 amino acids. Lineage: Eukaryota; Metazoa; Chordata; Actinopteri; Clupeiformes; Clupeidae.
AGAGGCCUCGCUGAGCUGACAUGAACAUCUUUACUAAGGUCCCAGGACUAGUCCAACAAACCAGCAAGCUGGGGUCUGUGCUCCAACGUGCAUUUUACGGGUCCAGUGGGAGGGUGACCCUUUUCGAGCAGCGUAACUUCGCUGGCAGACGUCUGGACCUGAGUGCCGACUGCCAGAGGCUGAGCGAGAAGAACUUCCCAGAAAGAUGCAACUCCGUGCAAGUGGAGAGUGGAGCCUGGAUUGGCUACGAGCAUGAGAACUUCCGUGGCCGCCAGUACCUGUGGGACAUGUCCGAGCGGGGCGAGUACAACUGCACUGAGAAGUGGUGCGCUCAGGCUGACCGCGUUGGCUCCGUGCGCGCCGUCAAACAGGACUCUACCCCGGCCCGUGCCCAGCUGUACGAGAGGGCUGGUUUCUCAGGCAAGAGGACUGAGCUUCAGGACGACAUCCCCAACCUCAUGACCCGCCACAGCCUCAACAGGGCCGCCUCUAUCCGCGUGCUGGGUGGCGCUUGGGUGGUGUACCAGGAACCCAACUUCAGAGGACCCCACUACGUCCUGGAGAAGAAAGACUACAAUAACUUCUCUGACUGGGGGGCUCAGAACAGCACUGUCGGUUCCAUGCGUCGUAUUCGAUUCAGCUGAGCCCCCUGUCAAGCCAACAACUCCCCCUCCCCCAACUCAAACUUCCCCCAUGCAAAAUACUUUUUAUAAAUGACAAGUACAUUCUCGAGCACAACAAUCACAGACCCACAAGAGAAGCUAUUUUAAUAAUAAACAAAUGAAAAAAAAA